GAAACUGCUCUUCCCAAUCCGCUCUUAAAUACGGGCAUUGCAGCUUCAAAUCCAAUUCAAUUCCGUGUGGUCAGUCGUCUAGCCAAGCCAUUGUUAAUUAAACCUUUCUUCCGUCCGCCUGGCGGAGUGUAGUGCUGCUGCUUUUACUAGAAUAGUAGACCAAAAAGGAAAAAUCUGCGCCCUUUCUUUGUGCAGUGAAACCGCGUGAUUCAUUGGUUCUGAAUUGUCUGCUUUAUUUGCGUCGUCAUUUCGUUGUACUGCCAUUUUGUCAAAGAGUUAACGCCAAGUGUAGGAUCUUCAACUGGAAAGGCGUAGAAAGCGAACUCAACCAUGAAAUUCCUAAUACUCAUCGUCGGCUUCGUCGCAGCCGCCAACGCGAUCUCCAUCUUCGAUCUAGUUAAAGAAGAAUGGAGUGCUUUCAAGCUGCAACAUCGCAAGAAAUACGACAGCGAGACGGAGGAACGUAUCCGCAUGAAGAUCUACGUACAAAAUAAGCACAAAAUUGCCAAGCACAACCAGCGAUUCGAUCUCGGCCAGGAAAGAUAUCGCCUACGUGUCAACAAGUACGCCGAUUUGCUGCAUGAGGAGUUUGUCCACACCCUGAACGGUUUCAAUCGUUCUGCUUCUGGAAAGGGAGCUCUGCUUCGUGGGGAAAUUCAGCGCAUCGAAGAACCUGUGUCGUGGAUCGAACCUGCUAAUGUCGAGGUACCGACAACCAUGGACUGGCGCAAGAAGGGAGCGGUCACUCCAGUCAAGGAUCAAGGACACUGCGGAUCCUGCUGGUCCUUCUCGGCGACCGGUGCUCUUGAGGGUCAACACUUCCGUAAGACGGGCAAGCUGGUGUCGCUGUCGGAGCAAAACUUAGUUGACUGUUCGCAGAAGUACGGCAACAAUGGCUGCAACGGCGGUAUGAUGGACUUCGCGUUCCAGUACAUUAAGGACAAUAAGGGAAUCGACACGGAGAAGGGCUACCCGUACGAAGCCAUCGACGAUGAGUGCCAUUACAACCCGAAGACCGUCGGUGCUACCGACAAGGGCUUCGUCGACAUUCCGCAGGGUGAUGAGAAGGCACUGAUGAAGGCAAUUGCCACCGUCGGUCCGGUGUCGGUGGCCAUCGAUGCGUCUCACGAGUCGUUCCAGUUCUAUUCCGAAGGUGUGUACUACGAACCACAGUGCGACUCGGAGCAGCUCGAUCACGGUGUGUUGGCAGUUGGUUACGGUACGAAUGAGGAGGGCGAAGACUACUGGCUGGUGAAAAACUCGUGGGGCACCACCUGGGGUGACCAGGGGUACGUUAAGAUGGCACGUAACCGUGACAACCAUUGUGGUAUCGCGACCACCGCCAGCUAUCCGCUUGUGUAAGCAGGAGUGGAUAUGAUAAGGCUAUAUGUUGUUUUACGUUGUGUGAUAUAGGUACAUGUAAAUUGUAGCAGAUUCAUUACAUUCUGUUAUAUUUGAUGCUUCAAAACACACACUCAUAAUAGCCAUUCGUCAGCACUGCUUCUUGCCAUCGAAAAACAUUCUUAAAGAAGCAGAUUUUUACAUUCAGUAAACAUGUUAGCUAGUUGUGCAGUGAACAAACAAUCAUCAUCUUUGAGUCGCGAGCUCUAAAUGAAAUGGGAGAAAAGACGAAUGCAUCUCGCGCACGCGUGUUGUGUUGAAGAACGCAUCAGUCGUCAUUUUUAAAGGUAGUUAGUUUAAGGUUUAUGAGGAAAAAAACUAAAAUAAAGAAAAACAUUAA
This is a messenger RNA of Anopheles nili, 1741 nucleotides long. RefSeq names its product procathepsin L-like. Gene Ontology annotation, biological process: immune response. Gene Ontology annotation, cellular component: lysosome. The record is from RefSeq and is a predicted model, not a curated record. Bases 331 to 1362 code for a protein of 343 amino acids. The transcript has 5 exons. Gene Ontology annotation, molecular function: cysteine-type endopeptidase activity. NCBI's taxonomy places the organism in Eukaryota, Metazoa, Arthropoda, Insecta, Diptera, Culicidae.